AUGAAUUCAGUCAACAGUCUCGAUAGUACUCUGAAAGAGUCAUAUAACUAUGGUUCUUCCUGUAUCACUUCAUCCAGCCGUGAAGAUUCACAGCGAGCAUUCCUAUUAGGUUAUCCGAUUGCCCACUCCAUGGCACCACUUCUACAUGCAACUCUUUUCAAGGGAGUCUCCCUACCGUGGACAUACACCCUCCUCGAAACACAAGAUGCGUCUGAAUUCCUGCCAGCCUUGAAACAACCAGAUAUCAUUGGAUGUGCGGUUACAAUGCCCUACAAAGUGACCAUGAUGUCCGCCGUUGACGAGGUUACGGACGAAGGCCGAAUUAUCGGCGCCAUCAAUACAGUCUUUCUUCGCAAAUCGGCCGAUGGAAGUACUAGAUAUAUCGGUACCAACACUGAUUGUAUCGGUGUGAGAGAAGCGUUCCUGCAAAACUUCCCUGGCAUCGCCUCGAAAUCCACAGGGAAACCAGGUCUUGUUAUCGGAGGUGGCGGGGCCUGUCGAGCGGCUAUUUACGCGUUAUGGAAGUGGAUGGGUGUGAAAGAAAUUUAUAUGGUGAAUAGGCUGGAGAGCGAGGUCAGGACGAUCAUAGAUUCGUUUGAAGCAACUGACUUUGGUGGAAAGUUGAUUUGGGUCUCUUCUGUGAACCAGGCUGCGGCCUUGGAGACUCCAGUUCUGGUUGUCGGCACUGUACCAGACUUUCCACCCAAGGAAGAGGGGGAAAUCUUGGCCAGAAAUAUCGUGCAGACGUUUCUGGACAAGGAUAAGAAAGGUUAUAUUCUCGAGAUGUGUUAUCAUCCCAGGCCUCGUACAGCGUUCUUCAAUCUUGGCGAGCGUGCAGGAUGGAAAAUGCUUUGUGGCACAGAAUCUAUGAUUUGGCAAGGAGUUGCACAACAAGUGCUCUGGACAGAGCUUGCACUUGAGAAGUUCAGUCUAGAUGAGGCUGCGAGGUUAUUGCGGAAUCGUUAG
Molecule: messenger RNA, 966 nt
Organism: Penicillium cosmopolitanum
Lineage: Eukaryota; Fungi; Ascomycota; Eurotiomycetes; Eurotiales; Aspergillaceae
Product: shikimate dehydrogenase family protein
Exons: 1
Coding region: 1-966 (321 amino acids)
Biological process (GO): chorismate biosynthetic process; shikimate metabolic process
Molecular function (GO): shikimate 3-dehydrogenase (NADP+) activity
Source: RefSeq, a predicted model, not a curated record